This is a messenger RNA of Penicillium cosmopolitanum, 1131 nucleotides long. RefSeq names its product questin oxidase family protein. The transcript is spliced from 5 exons. The record is from RefSeq and is a predicted model, not a curated record. Bases 1 to 1131 code for a protein of 376 amino acids. NCBI's taxonomy places the organism in Eukaryota, Fungi, Ascomycota, Eurotiomycetes, Eurotiales, Aspergillaceae. Gene Ontology annotation, molecular function: oxidoreductase activity.
AUGCCUUCGACCACCGCUGUUUUGACGGUACCAGUGGAGCUCCCUCCUCCCUCGGGGCCGCGAUCUUUGAUCUCAACACUGGUUUACGAUGUAACCAAAUCCGAAGAUGAGCGCCGACAGACUCUAAAUGAACUACUCAUCAAAGGCCAUGAUAGCAUGGCACCGCUUCGGGAACCGAGGUUGAUUCUUCAUAGCCAUCUUCCGCAUCUCCUUGGAUCUGGCUAUAUUCUGGGCGCCAGCAGCAAUUAUACCGUUGCGUAUGUCGACUUUUUCGACAAUCAAGUCAAGAUAAAUAACGGAGACUGGAAAGCUGUGUUGCAGCAGUAUCUCUUUUCUGGGGCAGAACCGCUUAUCAACGGUCUGGUCGGAGGCCUCGGCCAUCCAUUUAUUCAUCUCGCCUAUGUAUGGGAGCUACAGAGCCCGACAGUAGCCACUGAAGGUUUGAGCUUAGGAUGUACUGAAUACAUUCCUCUCCAUGGAAUUCUCGACCGUGCUCCUCCCGACAACUCCUCAUAUAAGUCGAGUAGCCUUGCAGAAGUCCUCAGCCGUGUCCAAGCCGAUAAGCGCCUUGCCAGUUUGUUUACUAAGCCCGGUAUCACAAACAUUAAUAUUCUACUGGAAAAACGCUAUAGCGUCCUAUUGGAACACUGGAAUGCAUGGGAAGUGACUGAUCCCUUGCAGCAGCUAGAGCAAUGCUGCGAUCUAUCGUUACUUUUGGGGAUUGGGACAGGCAACGGAGCUGGGCAAUAUGAUUUCUACCUGAUUCACACCAUGACUGUUGCGCAAGCUAUUCGGCAAUAUGCUCUUUUCCUUCUCCUGAUCUAUAUUUGCCAGAUGAAGCCGGAAUUCCCUACCAAAAUCAUUCAGCGCAUUGAUUCAAUUGACCUAGGUGGUCAUGACUGGUCUUGGGUAAUGGCGCAAGCGUUGGAACAUCGUUGGGCAAAGGAUUCCCAUUUCUUCAAGGUCGUGCGCGCUCCAAAGGCAUUCGAAGACGCUUUUGGAAGAAAGAGUGAUCAUUAUUUGAAGGCUUCGGUGAAAUUUAUUUCUGAAUUUAAUGGAUGGAAUGGGUUUGGAGAAGGCGUUGCAGGCUAUCUCCCCGAUCGGGAUGGUUUUCAUCCCGACAAGGAAUAA